AUGGCCGUCCCACCCAAGUUUGCUGGCCAGAAGCUGCAAUUCGCAAAGCCUCAGACGCCCGCCACUACCGGCGUGGCCGCCACGACGCAUAACCUCGAAGUCUACCUGGACUACGUCUGUCCCUUCUCCGCAAAGCUGUUCAACACCCUAUACAACACCGUGGUCCCCCUCAUUCGCGAGAGCGGCGAGUGGUCGCAAGGCCUCGAGAUUGUCUUCCGCCAGCAGGUCCAGCCGUGGCACCCUUCCUCGACGCUCGUGCACGAGGCCGCCGUUGCCGUGCUGCAGCUCCAGCCCGAAAAGUUUUGGCAGUUCAGCGACGCCCUCUUCAAGCAGCAAAAGGAGUACUUUGAUGUCAACGUGGUCAAUGAGACUCGCAACGACACCUACAAGCGCCUGGCCAAGCUCGCCGCCAGCGUCGGCGUCGACGAGGCUCAAGUGUUUGAUCGCCUCAAGAUUAGUGACAAGCCCGGCGAGGACGGCAGUUUGAACAGCGGCAACAAGGUCACCAAUGACUUCAAGGUCCUUGUCAAGAUGGCUAGAUUGGUGGGUGUUCAUGUCAGCCCGACGGCCAUCUUUGAUGGCGUGGUCGCCAAUGACAUCAGCUCCGGCUGGGGCAAGCAGGAGUGGGCCGACUGGUUGACAAAGAACGUGGUGUAA
Molecule: messenger RNA, 657 nt
Organism: Pestalotiopsis fici W106-1
Lineage: Eukaryota; Fungi; Ascomycota; Sordariomycetes; Amphisphaeriales; Sporocadaceae
Exons: 1
Coding region: 1-657 (218 amino acids)
Source: RefSeq, a predicted model, not a curated record